AUGAUAGCAAAGUGCGAUGAAGAUGGUGAAGAGGAGAAAGGAUCGAAGAGCGCCGAGGUAGCAGCGGCGCUGAAGCGUUUGGAAUGGUAUCCCAACACAGCUGCAUGGCAGCUCAACAUAGAUAAGAAGGACAUGAGAAAGAACAUCAAGACUUUGCAAGAUUUCUUGCUGAGAGAGGUUUCGGUGGGAAACAUAGUGAGAAUGGAAGCUGUUAGCAUGAUCCCAGCUAUUGUGUUGGGGCCCCGGCCAGGAGAGCUUGUGCUGGACAUGUGCGCUGCUCCUGGAAGCAAGACAGGACAGCUGCUCGAGAUGGUGGUUGCAAGUGGGGAGCACGGGGCUCUGAACAGCGUGCUGCAGCACGGAGGAGCUGUGCUCGCCAACGAUCCCGACAUCAAGAGGGCAAGGAUGAUGAUUCACAGGGCAAAGAGUUUGAGCAGCCCGUCGCUAGUGGUCACGGCUCUGCCCGGGCAGAGCUUCCCGAAGCUUUUAUCCGACGACAACACUGAGCUCCUCUUCGACCGCGUCUUGUGCGACGUGCCAUGCAGUGGGGACGGGACGAUUAGGAAGUCGCCCUAUACCCUCAAGCGAUGGCACCCGACCCACGGCAUUCAGAUCCACCUCCUACAGCUGCAGCUGCUGCGAAGGAGCGUGGAGAUAACCAAGGUGGGGGGCCGUAUUGUGUACAGCACGUGCAGCUUGAAUCCGCUGGAGAACGAGGCUGUGGUGGCGCAAGUGGUGGCGGACAGCAAAGGAGCUCUCAGGGUCCUCGACUGUCCUCCUCGGCUCUCGGCGCUGAGGAGGAGGAAGGGAUUAACCUCGUGGAGUGUGCCGGACAUGAACUCGAUAGAUCUCCUCUACGACAGUUUCGAUUCGAUCCCUGAGGCCCGGAACCACAAGGCGAGGGAGAGGGGAGGGUUCAGCAAGCGGGGGCUCCUGCGCUCCAUGUUCCCUCCCUCCUCGGAAGACGCCGACAAGAUCGGACUGGAAAGAUGCAUGAGGUUCUACCCGCAAGACGCAGACACUGGCGGAUUCUUCGUGACCCUCCUGGAGAAGACGGGAGAU
Guillardia theta CCMP2712 is the source of this 1062-nucleotide messenger RNA. RefSeq lists its product as hypothetical. Gene Ontology annotation, molecular function: RNA binding; methyltransferase activity. NCBI's taxonomy places the organism in Eukaryota, Cryptophyceae, Pyrenomonadales, Geminigeraceae. The transcript has a single exon. Gene Ontology annotation, biological process: RNA methylation. The annotation marks the transcript as partial. The record is from RefSeq and is a predicted model, not a curated record.